UUCCAGGAAAAACUCAUGAUGCCUAUGUAUCCUCAGGUGGUACCAUGCUCGCUCUUCGCACAGCAUUUUUCAUCCUUUUGCCCGCUCUGGCUGCCGGGUUCCUCAUGCCGACGCCCUCUUUGUCUAAGCCUUUCAGCAUUAUCACUCGCUCCCGAGGUGUUCCGGCCCGUCUGCCCGUCACUGCGCUCAACAGUUGGGGUGGGAAAAAACAAAAAACUACCCGUGUAGCAGUAGAACCAGAGGUUAUUGCGCCUGAUUAUCGUGUGGCUGCCGGAUUUUUCCUCGGUGGGGUUGGCUUGGCGCUUCCCCCUCUGUCAAAUCCUGGCGCGGGUUUGCCGUUGGCCUUAAUAGGCGCUUUCUUAGCAAGCCGCACCCAAAAAGUACGUUUUGUUUUCGAUGAGGAAGCAAUGGAAGUCAUGACUGUUGGCGCUGACGGUCAGUCUCUGUCGAUGGAGCGGGAAAAUUUUGCCGUGGGGGGGCGCAAUCGCUGGACUUACGCGAGUUUCACGAACUGGGAGUUCUACCCCUCCGAGCAAGUGCCUGUCCUGGUCUAUUUCAAAGAGACGCAGACCAAGCCAGAGGGACAAAUCCACUUCUUCCCCGUGAUUGGAAACCCGGCCAGGCUCCUGGAAAAUUUCAGGAAGUACGUGCCUUUGCCCGGGAAAUGAGGGAUCGGGAAGGGAGGACAGGGGCGGUGGGGAGGCAGGGCGGAUCAUGACGUGUUGUGACUGCAGCGCCGCAGCGGUUGAAAGAUAGGAGUGGUAGUUGAAAUACGAUUGGAGCCUGUUCGGCAGUGCUGAAAGGAAAGACAGGGGACUGAACACGCACGGCUUGUUAUGGUGUGGCUCACGGUGAAAGCUCCCAAGCAAUCAUGGCAUUGCUCGCUCUCGUCUUUUAUUUUGCUUUCGAUGUCCGUAGGUCCUCUUUUGACACGUUCUAAACAGAACCAAAAGUGGUGCUUCUGCCCUGCGACUC
Messenger RNA from Nannochloropsis gaditana CCMP526, 975 nucleotides. RefSeq lists its product as uncharacterized. The transcript has 3 exons. Bases 45 to 668 code for a protein of 207 amino acids. The record is from RefSeq and is a predicted model, not a curated record.